UCACUAUUCAUAUUACAGUGAAUUUCCGAUUUUGUCCUCGCCCAUUUUUCUUUUAUUGCAACUUUGCCCCUUUUGCUUGCUGUCAAACGGAGAACAUUUGCUUUGCUGUCAAACGGAGAACAAAAUGGGACGCGUGGGUUUUCCCAGCUUCUUCCCUCUGUCUCUUCGACUCAUUGUUCAUCCUUUCCACCGCUUCAAUCUUGCUCUCACAGUUUCAUUCCCUUUUAAAUUUUUUUCUCUCACGGUUUCGUUGCUUCCUUUCCACCGCUUCAAUCUUCCUUCAACUGGCUGCAGCCUCCUCUAUCAAACCCUAUAAAUCGUUUUGCUGUUUUUGGGCACCCUCCUUUUUAUCCCUGCUCCUUGCUUUCCCCAACCUAGAAUCCUCCUCCUUUCCCCGAAAGAGAAAUCUUAAAUCCACAACCCAAAACUCAGUCAUAGUUGCCCAACGAAGGUAGAUUAAUUGAAGAAAGAUUGCUCCAUCAUAGCGGGCAAGAUGGCUGGAUAAGUCACGUGCUUCCUGUCUUUUUUCUUCUUUUCUGGACCCUUCUGCUUCGUUUUCUUCAGAACCCUCACUCAGCUUCCCCAUCUCUCUUCGAUCUCCGCUUCGCGCUCUUCAAUCUUUGCUUCGUCAUCUCUUCCUCCGUGCUUUCUCCGUGAUUUCUUCACCAGCAACUUUGCUCCAGAUCUUUCCAAUUGAAAAAACCCAGAUCAUCAUCAUCUAUUCCUCAUCACCACAGGUUUUUGAAAAAAUUCGCCUUCACUGACUAACUAAAAAUAUUUAAACGCUGUUGCUGAUCGGUAUAAAGACAAAAUAAAAAAGUUGUGGUCCUCUGUUAGGAUUUUACUGGCAAACAGUAUAUUUUGCAUUUUGGUUGCUCAGUUUCUCAAUCACAGAUUUGCAAAUAGCUAUCGUGGUGCUAUUAUUUUUGGCUUCAAAUUUAGACAGCAGUAGCUGCUACAGUUGAAAUCCAAUUGCAUAUCUUAUUUCUACGCCUUUGGUUUUAUCGGUGGUUAGGGUUCUCUGCCCAUUAUCUGUUGUUUGGAGUUUGAACUUUUUACAAGCCAUGUUAAGAAGGUCCAGAGAUAGCAAACUGAAUAGAAUGAUACAAGAAGACCACAUUUUUGUUCUUCCAGUGGUAUACAAGUUUGUGAUAAACCAAGCUUUGAACCUCAUAACAAAAGACGAAAAGAAGACCAUAUUGUUGGUUCUUCCAGUGGCAUACAAGUUUGUGAUAAUCCGAAUCAAAUUAGUAAAGGUCAAGCCAAUUUUCAGAAAAAUAAAAAAGGAAAUGUUCAGAAAUAUGUGGAUUUGGGAGACAAGAAUUAUAAAUGCAUCUACUGUGGUGCAUUUUUUUGGAUAAAAGAGUCUCUAAAACAGAAGUCAAAGAAUAAUGAGCCCCUUUAUUCUCUUUGUUGCCAACAAGGAAAAGUCAAGCUCCCACGUCCAUUGCCUACUCCUCACUUUUUAGAAAAUUUGCUUGACCCAACUAAAGGCCAAAAAAGUUUAUUGUUUAGAGAGAACAUCAGAGCUUAUAAUUCUAUGUUUGCAUUCACUUCAUUGGGAGCUAAAGUUGAUCACACAGUUAAUAAUCAAUCAGGUCCUUACAUUUUCAAAAUUAGUGGUCAAGUACAUCAUUUAAUGGGUUCUUUGUUACCCCCUGAUGGUGAAUGUCCAAAGUUUGCUCAACUGUAUGUUUAUGACACUGCUAAUGAAAUUGGAAAUCAUCUUAAUUCUGUUAAUUGUAAGGAAAGAAAUAUGAAGCUUGAUGAGAAUAUUGUUGAAGGUCUAAUCAACAUGUUCAAUGAAUUGAAUGAAUUGGUUCAAAUGUUUCGAACAAUUAGAGAUAAAUUUGAAAACAAUUCUCUCCCUUCUUUGAAAAUAUCUAUAUUAGGUAGGCAGUUAAAUGAUGAUAAACAAUAUGGACAACCUACAUGUGAUGAAAUUGCUGGUUUAAUUGUGGGUGAUAUUGGUCAAUUUGACUCAAACAGGGAUAUUGUCAUAGAGUUCAAAGAUGGUGAACUAAAACGUGUGACAAAAUUAAAUCCAAAAUUUAUGUCUUUACAAUAUCCAAUUCUUUUUCCAUAUGGUGAAGAUGGAUACAGACCUGAUUUAAAAUUGAACACUCCCUCAAACAAUCGCCCAUGUAAAAGAGGAAGAGUGACUACAAGAGCAUUUAUAGCCUAUCAAAUUCAAGAAAGGGAGUCUCAAUUAGAUACAUUGCUAAAAGGAGGAAGGCUCUUUCAACAAUUUUUGGUAGAUGCUUUUGCAACACUUGAAGAAGAUCGAUUGGAUUACAUUAGAAAAAACCAAAAAUACUUACGAAGUGAGGUGUAUAAAGGCAUUUAUGAUGCUGUAUCAAAAGGUGAUCAUGAUACUGAUAACAUAGGCAAGAAAGUAAUAUUACCUAGCUCAUACACAGGAAGCCCUAGAUAUAUGCUUAACAACUAUCAAGAUGCGAUGGCUAUUUGUACACAAUUUGGUAAUCCUGAUUUGUUCAUAACCUUCACUUGCAAUAUCAAAUGGCCUGAAAUUGUAAGAGAAUUUGAUACAAAACUUGGAUACAAGUCAGAGGAUAGACCACAUAUCAUUUCUAGGGUUUUUAAAAUGAAACUUGAUGAUAUGAUUAGCUACAUAAAAUCAGGAGAACCUUUUGGAGAAGUUGAAGCAGAUGUUUGUACAAUCGAGUUUCAGAAAAGAGGCUUGCCUCACGCUCACAUCUUAAUUUGGUUAAAGAAGCCUUACAAAUGCUUCUCUGCUGAUGACAUAGAUUUCAUCAUUUCAGCUGAAAUACCAAAUAAAAAUUCAGAUCCUCUCCUUUACGAAAUUGUCAAUCAAUUCAUGAUUCAUGGUCCUUGCGGACAACUUAAUCAAAAUUCUCCGUGCAUGCGAGAAAGAAAAUGUUCUAAGUUUUUUCCAAAGCAAUACAAAAGUGAGACAAUUUUUGAAACAAAUGUUUUUCCUGUGUAUAGGUGUCGUGAUGAUCCAUCAAAAUUUGUGGUUAAAAAUGGGAUGCAAAUUGAUAACAGUUUUGUUGUACCUUACAAUUCAGAUUUAUUAUUGAGAUACAAUGCUCAUAUAAAUGUUGAGUCAUGUUGUCAAUCAAUGCUUAUAAAAUAUCUUUUCAAAUACAUAAACAAAGGUUCAGAUCGAGCAAGAAUUGUUUUCGAAGAGAAUUCAAACAAUGAAAUACUUGCUUAUUUAAAUUGUAGAUAUAUAUCUCCAUACGAAGCUGUUUGGAGAUUGUUUGAGUAUCCAAUUCAUAUGAGAGAACCUCCUGUUGAACGAUUGCCGGUGCAUCUUCCUUUGGAACAAACUAUUGUUUUCAAUAGUAAUCAGUCACUUGAAUCAAUUGUUAAUCAAAAAGCUUCUGAACACACAAUGUGA
Messenger RNA from Malus domestica (apple), 3385 nucleotides. The record is from RefSeq and is a predicted model, not a curated record. NCBI's taxonomy places the organism in Eukaryota, Viridiplantae, Streptophyta, Magnoliopsida, Rosales, Rosaceae.